GUCUAUCCUAAGAAGGGGCGUGGCUUUCCCUGCCAUUGAAGCGCGUUGCUUCUCUGCGCAUGCGUCAUGCAGAGGAGGGAAACGCGGCGCCACCAACGAUGAAUAUCCAGCGAUCCCUUGAGCUGCUGCACAUGACCGUCUACUCCCAGAGCGUCUCGCCUUGUGGAAAGUAUUUAGCGGCUGGGAACAAUUAUGGAGAGAUUGCCAUAUUCAGCCUUUCAGCAGCACUGAGUUCAGAGGCCAAGGAAGAGAGCAAGAAGCCGGUGGUUUCCUUUACAGCCCACGAUGGUCCCAUCUAUGCCAUGGUUUCCACAGACCGGCAGCUAUUAAGUGCUGGAAACGGUGAAGUCAAGGCUUGGAAUUGGAGUGAAAUUGUGAAGAAGGGAUGCAAAGAAGCCUGGAGCAGAAGGCCACCUUAUGGGAGCAGCCUAGAGGUGCCAGAAAUCAACAGCCUUCAGCUGAACCUCAAGGAUAAUAGUCUUCUAAUGGCUGGUGGAGACUGUUCUAUUCACAUGAUGGAUCUAGAAUCGGGAACCUUUACUCAUGAAUUUCAGGGUCACCGUGAUUACAUCCACUGCCUGGCUCUUCGGGAGCAGCUCCGGGAGUGUUUGUCAGGGAGCGAGGAUGGCACUGUUCGGCUUUGGGAUUUACGUACUGGAAGCCAAGUCCAGUCCAUUGAGGUGCAUAAAUAUGAGGAAUGCAACCGGCCGCAGAAUGGGAAGUGGAUCCGUUGCCUGGCAACAGACUCCGACUGGAUGGUGUGUGGUGGGGGGCCAGCGCUCACUCUGUGGCACUUGCGGUCAGUUACCCCUACAACGAUCUUUCCCUUGCCCCAAUGCCAGCAGCAAGUCAUGUUCUACCAGGACCUGAUCCUUUCCGCUGGCCACAGCCCAACCAUCAACCAUUUACAGAUCAGCGGGGAAGUGAAGGCCCAAAUCCCUUGCAUGCUGCAUUGUGUCCACUCUCUUUCCAUCAAUGAACAAUCGCCAGAGCACAAGGUCCUGACUGCAGCUGGAAGCAGCCACUGCAUUGACGUCUUCACUAACUUCGGUUAUCGGGCCUUUUCCCUUGCCUUCACCUAGUACUAACUCCUCUUUUCUCUUCUUUGUAGAUAAUUUCAUAUUUUUUAAAAAAAUCUGAGUAUGGAUAAAAAGCACUGGUAUAAAGCAGAUCACCUUGCCAGAUAUCUCUGGGAAUAAACAAGCAGCUCAAUUAUUGACUUGCCUUUAGUCAGUUCCACUAAGGAGAAAAAUGCCCCUGAAACUCUAUUCCACAGCAUGCUUGCUUGGGAAUGAAUGACACAUGUUUACAAUUAUGGUAGAGGCUUGGAGAGGUUAACUAGGCUGUAUUGUUAUGGGAGGAGGAAUACUGGGAGCUGUAAUCCAAGAGUCACUUCUCCAAAUAAUGUGUAUUGUGUUAGUAGACCACCCAUUUUUUGCUGCAAGCAGAAGCAUUUGGUUGUUACAUCAGAAUACUUGUUAUGUCACAGGAUAAUUUGUAAAUAAUUCAGAUUACGUGCAUUAAAAUAUUGCUUUUUUAA
Messenger RNA from Anolis sagrei ordinatus, 1540 nucleotides. It is a transcript of the gene THOC6, whose product is annotated as THO complex subunit 6. The record is from RefSeq and is a predicted model, not a curated record. Gene Ontology annotation, molecular function: protein binding. Gene Ontology annotation, cellular component: transcription export complex; THO complex. Gene Ontology annotation, biological process: mRNA export from nucleus. Lineage: Eukaryota; Metazoa; Chordata; Lepidosauria; Squamata; Anolidae.